AUGACUCCGGAGGCUAGUGGAAGUCGCGAAGCCGGAUUCGCACACGCGAUUUCCGCCGCAGGUGUUGUCCACGCCCUGGCUCGAAGUUGUAAACAAGCCCGAUUGUAUUCGUGCGGAUGUAGCAAAGCGGAUCGACCGGAUCAAUUGCAUCGGGAUUGGAUUUGGGGUGGCUGUGGAGACAAUAUUGCUUAUGCCUACCGAUUUGCCAAAGCAUUCAUCGAUGUACGCGAGAAGGAGCAAAGUUAUCCGAGGCAUUCGGCUGAACUGGCUCGAAUGCUCAUGAAUCUGCACAACAAUCGAGCUGGGCGACUGUGGAUGGGUUUUCCGUUACUUAUUCACUGGGAUAUAUUGUCUAUCAAAUACGAUCAUAAUAUUGAAAGUUUACAACAAACUGGCAUGGGUGAGAAAAAACCGUACGGGUCAGAAAACUUUCCUGGCCGAAGUUAG
Messenger RNA from Echinostoma caproni, 447 nucleotides. The record is from the annotation of a GenBank genome assembly. Lineage: Eukaryota; Metazoa; Platyhelminthes; Trematoda; Plagiorchiida; Echinostomatidae.